Molecule: messenger RNA, 1649 nt
Organism: Acanthaster planci (crown-of-thorns starfish)
Lineage: Eukaryota; Metazoa; Echinodermata; Asteroidea; Valvatida; Acanthasteridae
Product: arylsulfatase-like
Molecular function (GO): arylsulfatase activity
Source: RefSeq, a predicted model, not a curated record
AAGGAACACAAGUAUGAUUAAAUCAGAGCAUGAUCACAGCUACCACGAGUCAGUGAAUGGUCGGAAAACCGCUUGCGGUGGCUAAGAUACCUGUAGCUCAAAAACUGGACUGCAGAGAACAUCAAGUUGCUCUAGUCUGGUAAUGCCCUCAGAAUGAAGAGUCCGGUGCAAACCAUUUUGGUGUUCUACGCUGUUGUGGUGUCAUACAUGGCGGGUGCUUUGCGCUCACCUCUUGAUCAACCCAACAUCAUUAUUUUCUUGGCAGAUGACUUUGGGUAUGGAGACCUAUCUUCCUAUGGCCAUCCCACUCAGGAGUUUGGUCCCAUCGAUCAGAUGGGAAGGGAAGGUAUACGGUUCACCCAGUGGUAUGCCCCGGCGUUGUUCUGCUCUCCUAGUCGUGGUGCAAUGCUGACUGGCAGGUACCCAGUUCGCGUGGGUCUCUAUGGCGACCAUCAACAACCCUAUCCUGUCUUCGUGAGCCAGUCCUCAACUGGCCUGCCUAAAGAAGAGAUAACCAUUGCAGAAGCAUUGAAGAGCUGCGGCUAUGCAACUGGAAUGGUCGGAAAGUGGCAUCUUGGUAUCAAUGAGUUUAAUUCCACUGAUGGAAAUCAUUUACCAAUGCACCAUGGUUUUGACUUUGUCGGCACGAUUCUGCCAUUUUCAAAUGUCUGGCGAUGUGAUCUAACUAAGAGAUUGCUUCCAUCUGUGGACCGUUCCAGCUGCUUUUUAUACUACAACGACACCAUGCUUCAGCAGCCAUUUAGCCAUCACAACCUCACCUCGGCAAUGCUACUGGACACUAAGGCCUUCAUCUAUGACCACCAGCAUGAGCCUUUUUUCUUCUACUUUUCCUUCCCGCACACCCAUUCCAAUAUGUUCAGUUCGACGGCUUUUAGGAACUCUUCAAGGCGAGGCUUUUAUGGAGACAACAUAAAUGAGAUGAGCUGGGCGGUAGGUGAGAUGUUGCAGCUCCUGCGAGAUCUGAAUCUUGAGAGGAACACACUAGCCAUAUUCCUGUCUGAUCACGGGCCAGAGCGUGAGAUGUGCAAGGAGGCGGGUGUAUCCGGUCCCCUCAAAGGUAAGAAGCCAAUACCCAGAAAACAGCCAAACUUUGUAACAAGAAAGAGAAAACAGACAGUAUAAUGUUACCCCAACCAAACCAAAUGCACUUGUCGAGACUAAGCAUUAGUUGUGUAGUAGUUACUGUUGAGUGACCAAAGAUGAUGUGGGACACUCAGGAACAACUCAUUCCAAACUUUCAAAACAGUAGAAAUCUUCUUAGACUACUCCUGUGUACUAUGAGUGGAGGUAUUUUUCAUUGAUUAAUGAACUUUUUGCAUUGAGAUUUAUGGACUGUGUGUUACCACAGAUUGAGAUAGUGUCCUACCCUUUUGUGGUGUUAUUACUGCAGUCCCCAACGUUUCCCCUUUGUGAUCAAGCUCAUCAAGAGCUAUCUCUCAGGUGAGACUCGGACAAUUCCUUUACCUUGCGAUGGUGAAUUUGCCGCUCAGUGUGUGCUUACGGUAGGCAUGGGUGUAUGAAUUGAGGGUAGUGGUGAUUGUGAACUGCUCAGAAGGGAGAAAUCCACUAUUGAAAGAGCUCACAUAGUGCCUUAAAAAAUGACAGAGCGACAAACUGCUAACUUUAGG